ACCAAGAUGGCGGUAAAUGUGAAGUCAAAAUGUUACGAGAAUAUGUUUACCGUUAUUUUGAGAUGAUCGCUAUCAAAAUACAGUGUCACGCGCUUUCAGUCAAUUCAUACACUUAUAAAUGAAUUCCACAAAAGUCUAAAUUGAUUAACAUGUAAGACUGCUUUUGAAAUUUGUUUUUUUUAUAUCGUCUGCUCCGCCAACCGCACUCGAUCUUCCCUCAAAACGCCUCGUUAGUGUCUUUCUCAGUGACCAGGUAAAUUAACUGUAAAACUGUACCCUUCCGGGCAUGAAUAAGGCAAAACCUCUUGUGCGGAACUUUCUGAUGUGUAUAUAUAAAGCAACAAUCUGGAUGUGUUGGUGGUAAAGAAUAUGAUGGAGGGUUUAGAAACGAAAUCCAUUGACAGAAAUGAGGUUUUGGAGAGGCUAACUCGAAUGAAAAGAGAACUUGUGAGAAAAGAAAAGAAACUUGAGAGAGCAAAGCGUGCCUUAAGAGCAAAAGCACAUGUGAAACAAAAACUGAGGGAGCAAGCUUUGAUCCAAGGAAACUGUGGCUCCCCACACCUUCAGCAAGAGGAGUCUCAGGCAAGUGCUAACAGCAACUCAUGGACACCAACGUCAGUGGCAAAUUCUUCCCUUGAUGUAUCUCAAUCAUUCUCGGAUGAAAAGUCAGAAAACUUUGUCAUCAGAACUAAAAGAGACCUUGAAAAACACCAUGUUAGACAAAGGGAGAUAACUCCUUCAUCGCGACGACCCUUUCUGGCUAAACUGGAACAGGCUUGCGGGCAGUCAUUGAAAUCAGAAAUUAAUGUUCAGUGUUCAAAAUCCAUUGACACCGGUUUGAAAUCAAAAGCUUUGUGCAAACAGUUGGUUCAGUAUGAAAGUAACAAAAGAGUGAAGGCAACGGAAAAUGCGACAAGUGAAGAUGUGUUAGAUUGUUCUGUUCAGGUUGGUGUCAAGGAUCGGUGUUCUGGACAUGGUGGUAUUAGUCCGGACUUACUUGAAGACUAUCCCAUUAUUCUUGACAAAAAAGUUACAUUAUGUGAUGCCGAUGAUAUACAUCUUGACAAUUCUUUGUUUCUUACACCAGCUCCAGUCAGUAACAAUUCAGAGAAAGUUGAUCUUCAUCAACAAUGCCAAGAACAUUCUGUGUUGGGCUUGACAAAUGUUAAACUUAAGCUUGAAUUUGGGAUGGAAAAUGCUCUUGAAACAGUAGGAUCAAAUGGGAAAACGAAUGACAUUCAAACUGUGGACAAACAAAGCAAACAUGUUUCAUUAGAAAGCAAACAUGAAUCUCAGGAUGAUCGAAUCCUUGAUGAUUGUAUUUUGGUACAGAGGACGUUCAGUUCAGAUGUCAAUCAAGAAACCAUUCAGAGCUCUCUAUCUCCAGUUUCUAAAAUCACAAGAAACUGCAAAAGAGAGAAUGCUCUUUCUUUGAGCAGAAAAAGAAAAAGUGGUGCCAGUGCUCAAAGACACAAUGAAAAGAAGUUCAAAUCCAAUGGUAUGGAGACUGACUCCGUUUUUGUGACAUCAGAAACAGAAAGUGUUUCAAGAGAAGACACAGUUACUGUGGUCUCAGAUUCUCUCUCCCCAGUUGCUAGCCAGAGUUUACUGAAGCCUUUAAUUCCCAAAGAAUCACAAGCCACAAUGAAAGAGGAUCUCACCUGUGAUAUUCCAAAGGAAGUUUUGCCUAAAGAGGUGUGUGAUAAGACAUUUGUAAACAACUGCCAAAAUAUUAAAGAAAACAGUUUGUCAAACAUUUUUCGUGAUAAUCACAAAAUGAGUUUUUCAGAAGAAACUGAUUUAGAAUGUAAGAGUUAUCAAAAAAAGAAAUCUUCAAAGAAGUCCCCAAAGAUUAAAACAGGAUCAUCACAACAAAAACAGACACAGCCAACUGAAUACCUAGAUUUUACUGAGCUGGAUGUGAUUCCAUUCUCACAGUUUCAGUACUCAGACUGUCUUUUCUCAAGUCAGGACUUACUGUCUGAGACUGUCCCUGGCAAAAGAGGAAGGAAGAGUCAUUUUGGCAUGCUAAUACAGAGACGAUCUCCACGUUUGUCAGCAGGACUCAAGAAUUUAGUCGGUGAUGACAUCAUGCCUGAUGACUCUAACUCUGAAACCAUUGCAUCAGAGAUCUUAGAAACUGAUUCCUUAUGUGGUUCUCAGAUACUGUGUCCCGAGCUUGUUUCUAAAGGAGGUAGACGUCUGAAGAAAAGUAAAAAGGGCAUUAUGAUAUCAUCAGUGUUCCAAUUCAUCAUUGAUGAAGCAAAGAGAGUCAAAGAAGUGAAAGAAUUUGUACUGCCAAUUAACAUAUUUAACAAGAGAGCGCAGAAAAAACUAGCAAAAUAUGUAUCUCAGGAUAGUGUUAGUUACAAUGGCCUUACAUCUGAGAUAAAACACAACACAGGUAUGAAAGUUGACGGAUUUCAAUUUGGAAGAUGUAAAAAUGGAUCGAACCAAAUACGGAGCAAGCAUGUUAAUCAGAACAGAAGAUGUCAGGAAAAUCUGAACAAUAACACUGUAGAGGAUGCAGCAGAGCUGUUGGAUUUCAGUGUGUGUAAGGAGGAGAGUAAGUUAAUAAAAGUUGACAUGAGUCAAAGUUUUUCAGCAGAGAAGAUUCCUUUCAAGAUGUCACAAGGAAAUAUUGGUGAUGAAAGUAAACAAUGUGAUUUUAUGGAGGAAAGAGACAAUGCCACUUGCAAGAAUGUGAAUUUACUUAAUGAAAUGUGUGUGUUUGACACUGCUAGAGAAGAAAAUCAAUCUGCCCUUUCAACUCCCAAACACCAGUGUGUCAGCUUUAAGACACCAAAGCAAGAAGUAUGUGAUUUUGCAACACCAAAACACCAUCCAAGCUUAAUGUCUACACCUAAGGUUGAAAAUUCAUUUGUAACUCCAAAGCACCAGAUCAGGAGAACGAAGUAUGAUAUUGCUUCAACUGAGACAUGCUCACCGUCCCUGUUUCCAUCACCGGAGGUCAAUGAGGAGAGCACUCCAUUGUUUUGCAGUCCAGUUUCUGCUUCUAAGGCAUCACCUUCAGGUGUUGCUGCGUUACCAGAAGGUGGGGACUGUGGUGUUGAUGAUGAUGAUGUGUUCUCCAGUCUUGCUGAUCCUGCAGAUACAGAGGUUGAAAACAGAGAAGAGAAGAGACUUGUUAAUGUUGGAUGUUUUCAGACUAGCAAGACAGAGCCUAUCAUCUCAGUCCUGUGUGGAGUACUACACACUGCAGGGUCACUGGUGGACUUUGUUGUCACAGUCUUCUCAACUUCCCUCAGCAUCUGGUCCAUGGAAACAUCACUGUGGACAAAUGAACUAGACUGGAUUCUACCAGAGGGUUGUGAAGCGGAGACAGCUUGGUUGAUGCCAUCGGAGGACAAGAUUGUUGUAGUAUUGUCAGGGUCAAGCAUCAAGGUUCCUGUCAUGGUCAGUGUGUUUGUCUAUGACUGGUUAUCAGGUGACUCGACAAGGUUCAACCUUCCCCUGCCUGCUUCAGUAAGAUGCCCCAUGAGCAAUGGUAUUUGCUGCCCACUCACCGACCGCCAGAUCACAGUGUUCUACAGACAAGGCACACUGACUAGGGGUCAGAAACUUACCCUGAAUGCCACAUUCACAGCCACAGUGGAUGAUAUCAAUCUGGACAGCAUAGAUGGUCAUCUGACCAGUGUUAUCUCUGUACAAGACCUCAGUCCUGCCAUUGUUGGGCUCACAGUCAACUCACUGUUUCAUAUAUGGAAUCACGAGUGUGGACUAUUAUUGCAGACAGUGGACAUCAGUUUCUCAUGCUCCACAGCAGUUACACUGGCAUCAGUACAGUCUGAACAGGGUUAUUUACUGCUUACUAUGAUGAAUACCAAGGGAGAUAAACCUGCAAGUCUUCUUGCUGUGAACCCAAUGACAUGUGAAAGCCAUCAGAUAUUUUCAUAUGAGACAGUGCCACAGUGGAAAGGAUCGGGGAUGAGUGAGUUGUUCGAGGACCUCCUUGUGGUUUGUGACAAGUCUGGAUCUCUCCUCCUGUUUGACAUAUGCUCUGGACAGCUCAUGGUACGACUGUCUGACCUUCACACCAAGUGCUUGGCCGUAGAUCCCUCACAGGAACGAAUCUUCUCAGGACAAAAAGAUGGAUGUGUGCAUGUGUAUCAACUGUCCUGAUGAUGUAUUCAAGCAUCUUUGUGUAACAUUUGUGUAGCUAAUAAUGUUCACUUCAGGUUUUUUAUCAGGACAUUUUAUAUAGUAGUCAGGUCAAAGAGAUUGCUCCAGUCUGGGUAUUAUUUAAUUUCCAUAAAUCACGUUGGAAAUAGCAAUUUCCAAUGGCCUUCUUGCCUUCGUCUAAUUUGAAAGGUAUUCUGCCAAUUGCUUAAUUGUAAUAUACUCAGUAGAUUGAACUUAAUCUAGCAAGUGAGAUGACAGUUUCUGUUACUACACAGUAUUGGAUGAACAGGUUUGUAAAUAGUGGACUAAAUCAUUAUUCAGUCAAAGAUAUCCUGUAUGUGGGCUGUUUCCAACAAUGACCCAUUGUGUCUGAAUGAUGGCAUGUUCCUAUGCAGAGCAUCCACAAUAAGAGUAGACGGAAAUUACUAAAAAAGCAGAGCUGAUAAUUUAUAAUACAUCUUACUUUAAGAGAGACAGUAAGUGAUGAUUAGUAUUCUGUGCAGAGUUCCUUCCUUUUGUUAUGCCAGGAUCUGCUGGUCAGGGGUUCAGACCUUUGUAAUACUUACAGCCCUUGGUCUGUGAGCACCAUACCUGCACUCAUUGCUUUCAGUAAGUAGUAUGCAUCACUUUGUGCUUUUUUCUGACACACACUUCUCAUCCUAGCACACAGAGACAGAUAACCUUGCCAGUCACAAGUUGACGUUAACAGCAGUAAAACUUAUGGAAGAACCUGUUAGAUGUCAUAUUUGUAGUGCUAAGAUCAGUUAGUGAACAGGCCAACAGGUUACAUAUUUCAGCAACUUUGUAAGUUUUAGCCUGAACAGAAGAUGUAUAUGCAGUUGGAAGAACUACUGUGUUGCAAGCAUGUCUUAGAGUUAUAUUUGGCAUUUACUCAGCUUUGAAAGCUGAACAUGGAGAUAUUUUAAGUGUUCGGUUUAGAAUUUAGAGUGCAUGUGAUUGGUAUGGAUGCAUCUAACUCCUGUUGUCACACUGAUACUAGGUAUGUUAAGGCUAUAGGUGAUAGUAAUACACUACUCAAAAGAUAAGUAUCUUUUCAUUUGUUUUACAUGUCUGUCGUGCAGAGAUUUGAAUUCAAAUAAGCAUGCUGUUUGUAACAGCAGGAUGAAGUUAUUGAUUUUAUUAUAUCAUAUUUGUUUAAUUUAUGCUACCAAAGCCAGGUGCUCUAUUCUACUACAUGAAGGGGAUAUGUUGCUAAUUUAACACUAUUAAAUUGUAUAGAGCUAUUAAACUUGUUGUCCAUUCAGAUUAUAGUUUAGCAAAAGGAUGGCAACUGUUGUGUCUUUAACCAGUCUGUUGUGUUUGAAUCUCAGAAUUGCCCUGAUUAUCCUUGAUAUGUCAGAACCAUGCUCAUGCUUGCUAGACAAGCACCACUAGGGCUUUCCCCACUCAAUAAAAUGAAAUGCUGUUCUAAGUUCUAUUAAACCCAGAAUCACUCUCAUGCAAGCAUGUAAUGCUACCUUUCAUAUCUGAAAGGCCUUUUCUUUGUAGAACAUAUAAACUUUAUCAGGACACAAUAUGAAACUUGUAUGUUGAGACAACAUUUUGAUUUACCACAUAUGUUUUGGGUGGUUUUAGAACAAAACGAAAUGACUUUGAGUUGGUGUCCUAACAAAAAGAUAAAACUUCACCCGUGGCUGUACCAGUGUAACAGGCCAAACUAGAGCCCCUGGCCAAACCUUUCCCGGGUAAACUUUGGCCUAGCCCAAACACUCCCCGGGGAAAGAAUAUCCUAGGUUAAAACCUCCCCUGGGAAACUUUAGCCUAGCCCAAACUUUCCCUGGGGAAAGAAUAACCUAGGAUAAAACCUCCCCGGGGAAAGUUUGGCCUAGGCCAGAUCCCCCCCAGGGAAAGUUUAGACCGGGGAAGAAAUGGCCUGCUACACCGGUUAUGAAUGCAUAUGGGAUAAGAUGUACACAUAUUUGAUUUGAUUUAGAAAUUACACCUUAUGUUACACUAAGUAAAUCCAUGUGACUGGUGAUAUUGCAUAAGACUGCUAUAAAGAAUUUCUUAGAAAACUAA
Messenger RNA from Haliotis rubra (blacklip abalone), 6183 nucleotides. RefSeq lists its product as uncharacterized. The record is from RefSeq and is a predicted model, not a curated record. Gene Ontology annotation, molecular function: protein binding. Lineage: Eukaryota; Metazoa; Mollusca; Gastropoda; Lepetellida; Haliotidae. The coding region runs from base 370 to 4143 and encodes 1257 amino acids. The transcript is spliced from 10 exons.